UCGGGUGGUGCUACUCGUUCGAUCUUCGGAAUUUUCCUGCAAUCCGCAAGUCGGACACAAAAGAACAACAUGCCAGCGGAAAUCGCGCCGCGUCACGUCACGGUGUCACAUGGAAUUAAGUUCCGGCGCAGGUCUCGUACAAUUGUGGAUGUUGUCCAAGAGCAUUAUCUCCGCGAUGACAUUCCAUGUGGAAGUGCUGUGUGUGACAUUUGCCAUCAAACCCCAGUGCUUUCUGGGACAGCCACUCAUUACCUGCUACCGGAUGUUGAUUUCAUUCUCGACUUCCUAGAAUUGCUGGAGCAUCCUCAAAUUGCAAAUGUUAUCUACUUGUCAUCAAUUGCCAAACAGGUGCUUGAAUCUUCCAAUCAAAGGAAAUACACACGGCUGAGAGCACUGUAUCGUGAUCGUAGGCGGCGAAGCAUCUUGUUUGAUGACGAGCAUUCCAUCCCAGUUUUUGUGCGGCGAAAGGACAUCCUCAAGCAGCAAAAUGGUGGAAAUCUUCGCUCGGCGGGCCUCAGAGUGGGUGUGACAAAAGUAGUUGAUUCAGAACGGCUUUGCACAGGUGCUGGAAUAGAAAAUACCUUUGAAGCAGAUGACGAUGAUGAUGUCAAGUGGAAAAAGUUACUCAGGGGCCAUCGGAGCAAGAGCGCAUCCUUUGCCGGCAUCCAAGCUGCAGCAGAAUGGUACAGUGAGCAUUUGGAAGCGAGGAUCCCCAUUGUGGUCGUCUCUGAUGUCUUGUCCACGGAUGGAUGUGGAAUUGCCACACCCCUUAAUUUCUGCAGCCCUGCAGAAACGAAUGAAGGAAGCCUCACCACCAUUCAAAUCCUCAGCAGUGCUGAGUACAUCCAGAGAUGGUGGGCAGGGGAUGCAUCUGUGGCAGAACUCUAUGAUUCACUGGUACGGGGAUUACGAAUGAAUGAAGUCUAACUUAGCAAUGAAACUGGAUAAUUUGGUUUCCUGAACUUUCCUCAAUUUUCUUGUGAGAAUUUUGUAAUUUAUGUUUGGUGAUUGUGAAAGGUGUCCAAGUCAAUGAUAAAUGGAUCUCCUGAUU
Messenger RNA from Chara braunii, 1051 nucleotides. The record is from the annotation of a GenBank genome assembly. NCBI's taxonomy places the organism in Eukaryota, Viridiplantae, Streptophyta, Charophyceae, Charales, Characeae.